Molecule: messenger RNA, 837 nt
Organism: Trichoderma aggressivum f. europaeum
Lineage: Eukaryota; Fungi; Ascomycota; Sordariomycetes; Hypocreales; Hypocreaceae
Exons: 2
Coding region: 1-837 (278 amino acids)
Molecular function (GO): metallopeptidase activity
Source: RefSeq, a predicted model, not a curated record
AUGUUUACCUGGAAUUUUAUUGCGGCCAGCAUUGUGGCCAUUUCGGCUCUUGCACCUACAACCAUGGGCAAUACAUUCGAUUCCAGCAACCUUAGAUGCAUUUCAUCUCCCAAUGACGAGUCUGGGAAAAUCUCCCAACUCUUUGCUCAAGAAGCGGCCGUCGGCCGAAAACUAGGUCGGAGGGUUGCCCAGGAGAUUGGUAUUAGUGUAUAUGUACACAUUGUGGCAAGCUCACAGAACGAGGCAGAUGGAUAUCUCAGCGAUGAGACUAUCCACAGCCAGCUACAAGUUCUAAGCUCCGAUUACCAGCCGGCCAAUAUCUCCUUCACCCUAAAAGCCAUGGACAGAACCAUCAACAAGACAUGGGCUAACGGCACAGAUCUCGAGUUCAUGUGGUACUCUGUUCGUAAUGGCAGUUAUAACGAUCUGAACCUUUGGUUUAUCCCUACAUUCCAUACCCUUGGUCUUUGUACCGUUCCCACCGCGGGCGAUGACCUUGAUUUGGCUCUUUCGCAAGACGGCUGCACCAUUCGCUCAGAUACAGUCCCUGGUGGUAGCUUAAACAACUACAACCUCGGAAAGACACUCACGCAUGAAGUUGGUCACUGGUUAGGACUCCUGCAUACGUUUGAAGGGGGAUGCGACGGCGACGGCGACUUCGUUGAUGAUACGCCUGCGCAGGCGUCUCCCUCCAACGGAUGCCCUGAAGGGAGAGACUCUUGCCCUGACAAACCAGGCCUGGAUCCAAUCCACAAUUUCAUGGAUUAUUCGUACGAGUACGUCCAGAACGUUGCCUCUGCUCUCGAGGUUCUUUGUUUUGGUGGUGCAUACGACUAA